AUGUACUGGACAUAUACAUCUGAAUCCUUGUACAGACGCUUCAUGCAGAACUACAAUAGCAGUCGACAUUACUUACAGCGGUUUGCGAAAAUAAUGGAAACUGUACCAAGCUGGCAUGAAAAUACUAGUGGGACUAACUACCACGUCACCCCGACUCACCAAAAUCUCACUGGCGACGGGUCAGAACUCGCGGUCGUCAACGAAACGAGCAAGAACGAGCACACGCUCGCUCAGCACCAUGGAAGAGCAGCAUAUAGUCACCAUGCACAGCUAAAGGACUGGAUGGGUACAUUGCAGUACAUGUUAUUGAGAGCUCCUUCAAUGCAGAGUAGUUCUACAGUCAUUGCAGAAGCAGUGACAAACGAAGGCGACGAAUUCCUACAUUUCCAUAUCAGGCAGAGCUCACGACGCGCUUACAAACAUUUUGCUACCAACAUUAUUUUCGUAAACCGCUAUGGGAAAUGCCUCGAAGCACCAGGGGAUAUCCCUCCACUCAUAUUCCCCACGUCCAGCUUCUGCAUCGAAAAGCAGCUCGAACAGGCACCACCAGAAAUCAAGUCUUCAGGAUCUGGAGCGUCGGAUGUCACUGCGGCGUUGAUGAUGGUUCCGUCAAGAAUAGUACUCGAAACAGUUAAAAGUAUCCCUCUCCGGUGGAUGACUCAGGAGAUUUUCAAAACCGAAGUAGGCAUUCUCUUCCACCGCUCGAUGUUCCAGCAGAUUGGCAUGGACCCCUCAACAUUGUUCCUCUCUGUGAGCUUUGCAGCAAAUUCGCAGAGCGAGGAAUUGGAAGACCUCAAUGACGCGCUGAGUCCUAUCUACGAUCAACUCAAGAUUGCCCCGUGCUGGUGGAUACCUGAAAUGCUGCCGCAAAAGCUGUGGUACCGGAGAGAGGAGGAUGACAAGUGGGUCACGCAUAUCAGACUGAACAUGGGAAAGGGGCGACAUAUCCCUGCACAAGGACGAGAAACCCUCAGGGUAUAUGGAACGGUUAAGAUACGGAUGGACACGGACGGACUGCAGGAAGGAAAGAACUCCGAGAGCGAGAUUCGAGGUUGA
This is a messenger RNA of Pisolithus orientalis, 1056 nucleotides long. RefSeq lists its product as uncharacterized. The transcript is spliced from 10 exons. The record is from RefSeq and is a predicted model, not a curated record. NCBI's taxonomy places the organism in Eukaryota, Fungi, Basidiomycota, Agaricomycetes, Boletales, Pisolithaceae. The coding region runs from base 1 to 1056 and encodes 351 amino acids.